CCCCAAAGCUUGUUUGCUCUUUUUCCACACUCAACCGCUUUCAACUUUGCACUGUUUUGAUCUUUGAUAGGAGUCCAGUCCUCCAAAGAUGCUCGCCAGAUCAUUCCAACGUGCGCGCGUACGGAACGCUUCGGCGUGUCUGCUGCAGCUCGCAAAGUCGAAGGUAGCAGUUGUUCAGACCACGGCGCCCAUGGUGAGGAGUGUGGGAAGACGCGAGUUCACUGUGACGUGCGCAACGAAAGCACAGCCGGUGCUUAACGAGCCAUUGGAGAAAACAGACCCUGAAGUCUUUAGCAUUCUGAAGAAGGAGAUGAAACGGCAGACGGAGAGUAUCGUGCUCAUUCCAUCGGAGAACUUCACAUCCCGCUCGGUGAUGCAGGCGGUCGGUUCCGUGAUGCAAAACAAAUACUCAGAAGGAUACCCAGGGGCUCGCUACUACGGAGGCAACGAGUUCAUUGACAUGGCCGAAACGCUCUGUCAAAAACGAGCGCUCGAGGUGUUCGGCCUCGACCCGGAAAAGUGGGGUGUCAAUGUGCAAGCGUUGUCUGGGGCACCCGCCAACCUUUACGUCUACUCGGCGUUGAUGAAACCUCACGAACGGUUGAUGGGGUUGGACCUACCUCACGGUGGACAUUUGUCGCAUGGUUACCAAACUGACACGAAGAAAAUUUCCGCUGUUUCGACGUAUUUCGAGACGAUGCCGUACCGUGUUGACGAGAACACGGGACUGGUCGAUUACGAUAUGCUGCAGAAGACGGCAACGCUGUACAGGCCGAAGAUCCUGGUGGCUGGUGCCAGUGCGUACGCCAGGAACUGGGACUACGAGCGGAUGCGCAAGAUUGCGGACAGUGUCAAUGCGUACCUGCUGGCGGAUAUGGCACACGUGUCGGGUCUUGUCGCCGCUGGCGUCCUCCCAUCACCAUUCGAGCACUCGGACAUCGUCACGACCACCACUCACAAAUCCCUACGAGGACCCCGUGGAGCUAUGAUCUUUUACCGCAAGGGUGUGCGGAAGGUCAACAAGAAGGGUGCAGAGAUUCUGUACGAUCUCGAAAGCCCCAUCAACUUCUCCGUCUUCCCCGGACACCAAGGCGGGCCACACAACCACACCAUCACGGGACUUGCUGUCGCCCUCAAACAUGCUCAACAGCCGGAGUUCAAGGAGUACCAAAACCAGGUGCUCAAGAACGCGAAGCAGUUUGAGAACAGCUUCCGGGAAUUGGGAUACGAUAUGGUCUCUGGAGGCACGGAUACUCAUUUGUUAUUGUUGGACUUGAGGAGCAAGAACAUCGACGGCGCCCGCGUCGAACGCGUCUUGGAACUCGCCAACAUCGCCUCCAACAAGAACACCGUCCCCGGCGACAAAUCCGCCCUCAUCCCCUUCGGACUCCGCAUCGGUUCACCAGCCAUGACCUCCCGCAACCUCACCGAGCCAGACUUUGCUGCCAUCGCGCAGUUCAUCCACCGGGGUGUGGAAAUCACUCGGAAGGUAGCGCAAUCGGUCAACAGCAAGAAGCUGGUGGACUUUAAGAAAGAGCUUGGGGAGGGCGAGAAGGUGCCGGAACUGCAGCAGUUGAAGAAGGAGGUUGUGGAGUUUGCGAAACGGUUCCCGACGGUGGGGUAUGAGUUGUGAGCCCAGCGGCGUCACUGGCUGUGGGUGAGAUGGGACGAGACGUCGUCCCCUUUUCGAAGCUAUCAUCAUAGAGUGUGAUUUAUAGCAUAGUUGUUGUGUUCCGACAAUGUUUUUUUCAUUAUUGAACCAUAGGAAAAGGACCUGAAUAGAUGUGAUAUGCGCUUCACGUGCCAUGCAAAUUAAAUCGCCC
Molecule: messenger RNA, 1823 nt
Organism: Fimicolochytrium jonesii
Lineage: Eukaryota; Fungi; Chytridiomycota; Chytridiomycetes; Spizellomycetales; Powellomycetaceae
Product: serine hydroxymethyltransferase-domain-containing protein
Exons: 9
Coding region: 89-1633 (514 amino acids)
Biological process (GO): L-serine catabolic process; tetrahydrofolate interconversion; folic acid metabolic process
Cellular component (GO): cytoplasm
Molecular function (GO): zinc ion binding; serine binding; glycine hydroxymethyltransferase activity
Source: RefSeq, a predicted model, not a curated record